CACAGCAAAAUAGUAAGUCAAAAGAGAGGAAGCGAACAGAAGAGAAGAAGAAGAAGAAGACGAAGCUAGCUGGGUGUGAUCGAGAUGAUGAAGUUGUUGGAGCUUCCUCUUGUUUUGAGAAUGAUUUUUUGGGUAGCUGUUUUAGGAGUGGCUGCCUUGUUCUUUCAUCUUUACAAUACUGUUUGGGUAAAGUCUAAAAGGAUCAGAAAAACGCUGGGGAUACAAGGAAUCAAAGGUCCUCCACCUUCGUUUUUUUCUGGAAAUCUGUCUGAGAUGCAGAAGAUUCAAUCCCAGGCGACGAAAGCCCCAAAUCAUGUCGAUCAAAUUGUUGCCCACGAUUACACAUCCACUCUCUUUCCAUAUUUUGAACAGUGGAGAAAAGAAUACGGUCUAAUAUAUACCUAUUCAACGGGGAUGAGGCAACAUUUAUACGUGAACCAGCCGGAGCUAGUAAAGGAAAUGAACCAAUGCAUAACUCUGGGCUUAGGAAAGCCUUCUUAUGUAUCGAAGAGACUUGCACCCAUGCUUGGCAAUGGUAUUUUGAGGUCCAACGGCCAUAUAUGGGCACAACAAAGGAAAAUUGUUGCUCCUGAGUUCUUCAUGGACAAAGUCAAGGGCAUGAUGGGGCUAAUGCUCGAGUCAGCACAAACAUUGGUGAGAAAAUGGGAGGACUCCAUCGAAGCUCAAGGUGGUACGGCAGCAGACAUUCACGUGGACGAGGAUUUGAAGGGUGUCUCAGCAGAUGUGAUCUCAAGGGCUUGUUUUGGGAGCUCUUAUUUCAAAGGAAAAGAAAUUUUCUUAAAGCUUCGAAGCCUUCAGAAGGUUAUUUCUAAGCAAGGCUUCCUUUUUGGGGUUACUAGUUUCGGAACGAGGAAGCGAAAGGAGAUUAGGAAUUUGGAGAGAGAGAUCGAGACAUUGAUCUGGAAGGCAGUGAAAGAACGGGAAGAGAAAUGCAUAGAGACAUCAGCAUGUGAGAAGGACCUAAUGCAGUCGAUACUAGAGGGGGCCAUGCAUGAUCAAAGUAUGGGCAAGGAUUCAUCCAAGCGCUUCAUUGUUGAUAAUUGCAAGAAUAUAUAUUUUGCAGGGCAUGAAUCCACUGCUGUUGCGGCCUCCUGGUGUUUGAUGCUACUUGCUUUACAUCCAGAAUGGCAAGCUCGUAUUAGGACAGAAGUUGCUCAACUUUCCCCAAACGGCUUAGCAGAUAUAAAUUCAAUCCUGCAGUUGAAGACGGUGACUAUUGUGAUUCAAGAAGUCUUGCGUCUAUAUCCGCCAGCAGCCUUUGUAUCAAGAGAGGCUCUUGAAGACACCCAAGUGGGAGAUAUUACUAUUCCCCAGGGAGUAUGCUUGUGGACUUUGAUCCCAACACUGCACAGAGACAACAAUAUUUGGGGACAAGAUGCAGAUGAGUUCAGACCUGAGAGAUUCAGCAAUGGUAUUUCCAAAGCUUGCAAAUUUCCCCAAGCCUAUAUCCCAUUUGGAUUGGGUCCUCGCCUGUGCUUAGGCAGAAACUUUGCAAUGGUUCAGCUAAAACUUCUUCUGUGUCUGAUUAUCUCCAAGUUUGCUUUCUCCCUAUCUCCCAAAUACAGGCAUUCUCCUGCUUAUAGAAUGAUCGUAGAGCCUGAACAUGGUGUGCAUAUCCUUGUUAAAAAGAUUUGAAAUGACAGUCGAUGUGGCAGCCAUGCAUACACGUGGAUGUUUAGGGCUCGUCCAGCUGAUGCAGUGUUCAUGAAAAGUAUCAUCUACUUGUAAUGAAGAAUGAAUUUUCAGCUGUAUAUAUAUUUUCAUGUAUUUUCUCUUAAUAAGCUACCAUAGAAAUAUAUUUAGAGUAA
Messenger RNA from Juglans microcarpa x Juglans regia, 1829 nucleotides. Its product is annotated as cytochrome P450 714A1-like. The coding region runs from base 85 to 1656 and encodes 523 amino acids. NCBI's taxonomy places the organism in Eukaryota, Viridiplantae, Streptophyta, Magnoliopsida, Fagales, Juglandaceae. Gene Ontology annotation, molecular function: oxidoreductase activity, acting on paired donors, with incorporation or reduction of molecular oxygen; monooxygenase activity; heme binding. The transcript is spliced from 5 exons. The record is from RefSeq and is a predicted model, not a curated record.